Choloepus didactylus (southern two-toed sloth) is the source of this 2667-nucleotide messenger RNA. RefSeq names its product choline kinase alpha (gene CHKA). Gene Ontology annotation, molecular function: ethanolamine kinase activity; choline kinase activity. Lineage: Eukaryota; Metazoa; Chordata; Mammalia; Pilosa; Megalonychidae. The record is from RefSeq and is a predicted model, not a curated record. The transcript is spliced from 13 exons. Gene Ontology annotation, cellular component: cytoplasm. The coding region runs from base 171 to 1532 and encodes 453 amino acids. Gene Ontology annotation, biological process: CDP-choline pathway; phosphatidylethanolamine biosynthetic process.
CGCCGCCGCCGCCGCCGCCGCCUCCCUCCCUCGGCAGCCCCCCGGCCGGCCCGGCAGCGGAGCCGGCGGUUGCGGCCUCCUCGCCCGGCUCCCGUGAGGCGGACGCCCGGCCGGCCGCUGAACCGCGUCCCCCUCGCGCCGCGGCCGCCCGGUCUCCUCGGCCGCCCGGCAUGAAGACCAAGUUCUGCAGCGGGGGCGAGGCCGAGUCCUCGCCGCUCGGGCUGCUGCUGAGCUGCGGCGGCGGCAGCGCGGCCCCGUCGCCCGGCGUGGGGCAACAGCGCGGCGCCGCCAGCGACCUCGAGCCCAAGCCGCUGGGCGGCCGGCAGUCCCCGCUCGCGCUGCCGCCGCCGCCCCCGCCCCCGGCCGACGAGCAGCCCGAGGCGCGGACGCGGCGCAAGGCCUAUCUGUGGUGCAAGGAGUUCCUGACGGGCGCCUGGAGGGGCCUUCGCGAGGACCAGUUCCACAUCAGUGUCAUCAGAGGUGGCCUCAGUAACAUGCUGUUCCAGUGCUCCCUACCUGACACUGUAGCAACCAUUGCUGAUGAACCCCGGAAAGUGCUUCUCCGGCUCUAUGGAGCCAUUUUAAAAAUGGUAUUUUUGAUAAAGCUGUGGAAUGGAAAGAGGUCCUGUAAUAAAGAGGGAUCCGAACAAGCUCAGAAAGAAAAUGAAUUUCAAGGUGCUGAAGCCAUGGUCCUGGAGAGCGUCAUGUUUGCCAUUCUUGCAGAGAGGUCACUUGGUCCAAAACUCUAUGGAAUCUUCCCCCAAGGCCGACUGGAACAGUUCAUUCCGAGCCGGCGAUUAGACACUGAAGAAUUAAGUUUGCCAGAUAUUUCUUCAGAAAUAGCUGAGAAAAUGGCCACAUUUCAUGGUAUGAAAAUGCCAUUCAAUAAGGAACCAAAAUGGCUUUUUGGAACAAUGGAAAAAUAUCUAAAUCAAGUGCUGAGAAUUAAGUUUACCGUGGAACCCAAAGUUAAACAACUACACAGACUCCUUGGUUACAAUCUGCCUUUGGAAAUGGAAAACCUGAGAGGACUGCUGGAGUCCACGCCAUCUCCAGUUGUAUUUUGUCAUAACGACUGUCAAGAAGGCAAUAUCUUAUUGCUGGAAGGCAGAGAGAAUUCUGAGAAACAGAAACUGAUGCUCAUUGACUUUGAAUACAGCAGUUAUAAUUACAGGGGAUUUGACAUCGGGAAUCACUUCUGUGAAUGGAUGUAUGAUUAUAGCUACGAAAAGUACCCUUUCUUCAGAGCCAACAUCCUGAAGUAUCCCACCAGGCAACAACAGCUCCAUUUUCUUUCCAGUUACUUGGCUGCAUUCCAGAAUGAAUUUGAAAACCUCAGUAAUGAAGAAAAGUCUAUUAUAGAAGAAGAAAUGUUGCUUGAAGUCAACAGGUUUGCCCUUGCAUCCCAUUUCUUCUGGGGACUCUGGUCCAUCGUACAGGCCAAGAUUUCCUCUAUUGAAUUUGGAUACAUGGACUAUGCCCAGGCCAGGUUUGAGGCCUAUUUUGACCAGAAGAGGAAGCUAGGGGUGUGACUGGGAGGCCUUCGCGCACUUCAUCACUGGACCGCGGGGGAAGGCAGCUGAGCGGGGGUCUCCUCUGCGCUUUGACCACUGUACCCACAGCAAGAAGCCUGGGGACACCCGCUACAGAACACAGAUGUGUAUGAUACGACAGACUGUAUUAAAAUUGAGUAACAUUUCUUUCAUACCUUGUUUACGAUUUCACUAGGACUCUUUGGAAUGAGAUUGAGAAGCAGAAAUAUAGUACAAUAGUGCAAUAUCUUAAAAUCCUUUUAAUCUAGUGAAGGCAUUUUAUAUCGGGGGCUCAAAGCUGAAUUUCACUCAGAUUUGGCAAACAGGAGUAAACAGUGUUACUGUGGGUACCUUUUGGGGAUUAAUGUUGGUUUUUAAAGAUUGAGUUAAUGUGCCGCGAACAUUGUGACCAGGCUCUUCGUAGGUGACGAUGUGUGGCAGACACUACUCACUCCUCGAGGACAGAGGGUGAGCAGAGACAUACUGUGAAGUUGCCCCAAGGCCUUAACCUGAGUCGUCCCGGGAAGCUGCUCUCCCACCCCCUGGGUCCCGGUGGCCGGGGCAGCAGGCAGAGUCCCCAGCCACGUGCGGUGGCCGUAGCUCCUCUGUCCUGUUGUACUUCUGUUGUUCUGCAGAGGAGUUUCCCUUUAACUGGAUAUAAACCUUCGCCACGCCCUCCUCCUAACCAAAUGUGCUGUAUUAGCCCCGUCUUCGGGGCACACCGUGAUGCCGGGGCCCACAGAGGGCUGGGGCUGGGCAAGGGGCCUGUGGGCGCACACCCCUCAGCUCCCUUCCCCUGCCCCCAGGCGUGAACAGGCCGCUUUGUCUAGCUUGCUGUAGCCUUUUUCUCCUCCACCUCCACUCAGCCUGGAUGGAGCUCGGGAUUCCAUGGCAUGGGCUGGUUUCCCAAGGACGUGGAUUUGCCCAGAGCCCCCUGGAAGUUUCUUGCCUCCUCUGGCCCCUGGGGCCGAGCUGGGGUGGGGGGUGGGGGGCACUGGACCUUGGCUUCUCCCUGACCCGCCCCAGAUGUGCUUGUUCUCGUGGGACACGGCAGCCUGUAUUAUGUGAAAUGUGGAGACGUGGAUAGGAUAUAGCUGUGAAAUCCAUAUACAUUAAAUGCCCUUUGUUAAUAAGU